AGGCCAAAAAAGGGCAUUGAGCGAGUUGGGCCGGGUGAGCCCAAGUGCGCUCUUAGGUGUUUUGACUUUCUUACGUAUAUGAUGAGAAACUUUUUUUUACCUCAAAAUAUCGUUAGAAAAGAAAGUCCCAGCGCUCGGAGGCUUAGCUGACAAAGAAGGGGGUUGCGUGGCUGCAAGUCUCAGAACUACUGUUUGGGAGGCCCAAAACCAGUGCUGGUACCCGCGCCCCACGAGCGCGCAAUUCCUCCCCUGGCUCAGGAACUGCCCUGUGUGCGCAGGCUGGAGCAUGGGAACUCCGAAACCGCGGAUCUUGCCCUGGCUGGUGUCGCAGCUGGACCUGGGGCAGCUGAAAGGCGUGGCCUGGCUGGACGAGAGCCGUACAAAGUUCAGGAUCCCAUGGAAACAUGGCCUACGACAGGACGCACAGAUGGCUGACUUUGGCAUCUUCCAGGCCUGGGCAGAAGCCAGUGGUGCCUACACCCCAGGGAAGGAUAAGCCAGACCUGUCAACCUGGAAGAGGAAUUUCCGGUCAGCCCUGAACCGGAAAGAAGUGUUGCGCUUAGCUGAUGACCGGAGCAAGGACCCUUCUGAUCCUCAUAAAGUGUAUGAGUUUGUGACUCCAGGAGCUAGGGACUUUGUACAUCUGGACACCUCCCCUGACACCAAUGGGAAAAGCAGUCUGUCUGACCCCCAGGAAGACCUCUGGGAAUUACUCAAUGACAUGGCCUUGGUACCCCACAGAGAUGAAGGGUCCUCAGACCUGACUAUUGCUUCUGAUCAUUCUCAACUACUGCUAAGCCCCAAUGUGAACAACUUCCCAAACCCAGGACCCCAGGAAAAUCCCCUGAGGCAGCUGCUAGCUGAGGAACAAUGGGAGUUCGAGGUGACUGCCUUCUACCGAGGCCGCCAGGUCUUCCAGCAGACACUCUUUUGCCCAGGGGGCCUGCGUCUGGUGGGCAGCACAGCUGACAACAUGACACUGCCCUGGCAGCCAGUCACCCUGCCAGACCCUGAGGGGUUUCUGACAGACAAGCUUGUAAGGGAGUAUGUGAGGCAUGUACUCAAGGGGCUGGGCAAGGGGCUGGCACUGUGGCGGGCAGGACAGUGCCUCUGGGCCCAGCGCCUAGGCCACUCGCAUUCCUUCUGGGCUCUGGGUGAGGAGCUGCUUCCAGACAGUGGGAGAGGGCCUGUUGGAGAGGUCCCCAAGGACAAGGACGGAGGCGUGUUCGAUCUUAGGCCCUUUGUGGCAGAUCUGAUUGCCUUCAUGGAAGGAAGUGGACACUCCCCACGCUACACUCUGUGGUUCUGUGUGGGGGAAUUGUGGCCCCAGGACCAGCCAUGGGUCAAGAGGCUUGUGAUGGUCAAGGUUGUUCCUACAUGUCUUAAGGAGCUGUUAGAGAUGGCCCGGGAAGGGGGAGCCUCCUCACUGAGAACCGUGGACUUGCACAUCUCCAACAGCCAGCCCAUCUCCCUUACUUCUGACCAAUACAAGGCCUACCUCCAGGACUUGGUGGAGGACAUGGACUUCCAGGCCACUGGAGAUAUCUGAGCUCUGCUCAGCUGCUACCAAUAAACCAGUUUAUGCCACUAU
Molecule: messenger RNA, 1591 nt
Organism: Grammomys surdaster
Lineage: Eukaryota; Metazoa; Chordata; Mammalia; Rodentia; Muridae
Gene: Irf3
Product: interferon regulatory factor 3
Exons: 8
Coding region: 287-1549 (420 amino acids)
Biological process (GO): immune system process; regulation of transcription by RNA polymerase II
Cellular component (GO): nucleus
Molecular function (GO): RNA polymerase II cis-regulatory region sequence-specific DNA binding; protein binding; DNA-binding transcription factor activity, RNA polymerase II-specific
Source: RefSeq, a predicted model, not a curated record